CACGCCUGCAGGGCCACGCACAGACGCUUAAGUUGACCACCAGGUGGUAAUUUGGAUCAGAUUCACUUCAAGCACCCACCAGCGUAUAUUACUUAGUCUUUGACUUGUCUCAUCGUUGACGCACGAUGUCUGAUCCACGAUUUGCGCGGUUGAAGACCGACCCCCGUUUCCGACGCCCCAAGAAACACCAGUCAAAAGUUGUCGUCGAUGAGCGUUUUAAAGGAAUUUUUGACGAAGACGGGUCUGGAAAAACGAAAUUGAAACAAAAAGGCAAAGGCAAAGAAAAACUGGGCAGAGUGGAUAAAUUUGGUCGCAAAGUUUCCGGGACUCAUGAGAAAGACACCCUCAGGCGGUUUUAUCGACUGGAGCAUGAAAAUGAGGAACCAGAGCCUCCGACCUCUACGCUACCUGACUACGCUCGUGGCGGCGUCCUCAUGGAAUCCUCAGAAUCAGAGGUGGAAAGCGAGGGUGCAGGCGACUCUGACGAGGAGAGCGAUGGCCCGGGAUUUAUCACGUUAGGCAGAGACCUCGAUGAAGAAGGCGAGAUCGAUCUUGAUGAGAGCACCUUUGCCGAUCUGGAUGCGCAAGCUGCUGCAUAUGCAAAAACAGUUUCAGAAGACGACAGUAAAGAAGCUGCGGAGAAAACCAGAAGAUUGGCUGUUGUUAAUCUUGAUUGGGACCAUGUCCGCGCAGCGCAUCUUUACAAAAUAUUUUCGUCACUUGUUUCGCCGGCUGCGCCUGCUACCCUUCCAGCAUCUGUACCAACGCGACUCGAGGAGGAAAAGUUUGUCAAGAACACGAAAAGCGCCAAGGCAACGGUCGCAAGAGGGAAGGUGCUGAGCGUCCGUGUAUAUCCAAGUGAGUUUGGGAAAGAGCGCAUCGCCAGGGAGGAGGAGGAGGGACCGCCUGUAGAGGUAUUCAAGCAGAAGAAGGUAGAAAACGAAGACGAUGUCAAUGAACGGACGAUUUACGAAACUGGAGACGGAGCGGACUAUGAUGAAAACGCUCUGAGAAAGUACCAGUUAGAAAGACUACGGUAUUAUUACGCGAUUGUUGAAUGUGACACCGUCGAAGCUGCUGUGCACAUUUACAACGAACUCGAAGGUACUGAACUUGAGCGUUCAGCAAAUGUAUUUGAUCUUAGCUUUGUGCCCGAUGAGAUGACAUUCGAUGAAGAAUAUCGCGACGAGGCAAUAGAUGAUCCCGGAACGCGGUAUCGAGCCGUAGAGUUCGUGACAGAUGCUCUCCGUCAUUCAAAAGUCAAGCUCACUUGGGACGAUGAUGAUCCGGAGCGCAAUCACAUUACUAGACGACCACUAACCAAGAAAGAGAUCGACGAAGCCGACUUCAAGGCGUAUAUCGCAUCCUCAUCUUCUGAGUCCGAUAAUGAUCCAGAUCCUGCGUCGAAGAAGAAGAGCCAGAAGAACGCCCAGAGAGACAAGCUUCGUGCGUUGCUUCUUGCCGGAGAUGAUGACGAACUUCCGGAGGGGUGGGGUCGGGAUGAUGAGGCGGGACAACAUGACGAUGUGGACAUGGAGAUCACCUUUACUCCUGGUCUCACUGAGGCCAAAAAUCCUGGGGACGAGACGACGAUGGAGAAAUAUCAAAGGAAGAUGAGGGAGAAACGUAAAAAGAGAAAGGAAGAGGUCAGAGUGAAGGCUACGGCAGACGUGGAUAUUGAAGGUGGACAGCAGUCCGGGAAAAAGGUCUCUUUUGAUGACGACUUUUUCGAGGGCGCAAGUGACAGUGGGAGCGAGGUUGAAUCUGAGGCGGAGAAGACAUCGAAGUCGAUGAAGCAAGUUUCGAGAACACGGGACGCCCAUGAGCCAACGCCACGCCAGGAUAUGAAGACCAUCGACAAGGCGGAGAAGAAGGGCAAAAAGAAAAGGGGAAAAAAGAAGGCGGACCAUGAAGAUGAUGAAGUCGAGGAUGAGUUCGUUGUCGACGUUAAAGAUGACCGGUUCAAGGCAAUCCACGAGGAUUAUCAAUUCGCCAUCGAUCCCAGUAAUCCUCACUUCAAAAAGACAAAAAGUAUGGUGGCCCUUCUUGAUGAACGAACGAAGCACCAAAAAAGGAGUCGCCCUGAAGACGAGAAAAAUACACGAGCCCCCGCAAAGGUGGAUGACACCAGCCUCAAGAACCUCGUGGAGAGCGUCAAACGGAAAAGUGCAGCGGCCGGUCAGGGUGGAUUGGGGAAGCGGCGUAAGCUAUAGCCUCGAUUUUUCCAUAUUUAUUCUCCUCUUUUUCUGCAUAUCAUGACGAGUGAGUAGCAUGUCGCGACAGUGAACUACAAGUAAAUCUCAAAUACUUGAAUGCAUAAAAUAUGACUGAAGUACUAUGACGCAAUUUUGUAGUCUUGUUGUAAGCUUGAACAUAGAAGCCCUCGAGCAUUUUUGGUCUGCACUGAGCCGCUGGGGUUUAUCACAACCCCAUUAGAUGGUGGUAUAUGUGAAAAAUC
This is a messenger RNA of Suillus paluster, 2458 nucleotides long. RefSeq lists its product as uncharacterized. Bases 126 to 2213 code for a protein of 695 amino acids. Gene Ontology annotation, molecular function: RNA binding. The record is from RefSeq and is a predicted model, not a curated record. The transcript has 9 exons. NCBI's taxonomy places the organism in Eukaryota, Fungi, Basidiomycota, Agaricomycetes, Boletales, Suillaceae. Gene Ontology annotation, biological process: rRNA processing. Gene Ontology annotation, cellular component: nucleus.